Fragaria vesca subsp. vesca is the source of this 838-nucleotide messenger RNA. RefSeq names its product N-alpha-acetyltransferase 20-like. The coding region runs from base 62 to 586 and encodes 174 amino acids. Gene Ontology annotation, molecular function: protein-N-terminal amino-acid acetyltransferase activity. NCBI's taxonomy places the organism in Eukaryota, Viridiplantae, Streptophyta, Magnoliopsida, Rosales, Rosaceae. Gene Ontology annotation, cellular component: NatB complex. The transcript is spliced from 6 exons. The record is from RefSeq and is a predicted model, not a curated record. Gene Ontology annotation, biological process: N-terminal peptidyl-methionine acetylation.
CAUUUUUACCAGAUAGAAAUUCUUGUCCAAAGCUUAACGAGAGCGAGAUAAAAGAAGAAAGAUGACUACGAUUCGGAGAUUUUGCUGCAAUGAUCUGCUUCGUUUCACUUCGGUCAAUCUCGACCACCUCACUGAGACUUUCAAUAUGUCGUUCUAUAUGACCUAUUUGGCGAGAUGGCCCGACUAUUUUCACGUCGCCGAAGCCCCCGGAAAUCGAAUCAUGGGUUACAUUAUGGGGAAGGUUGAAGGGCAAGGUGAGUCGUGGCAUGGUCAUGUGACUGCGGUGACUGUUUCUCCUGAAUAUCGGAGGCAGCAACUGGCGAAGAAGCUCAUGAACCUACUUGAAGACUUCAGCGAUAAGAUUGACAAGGGUUACUUUGUUGAUCUUUUUGUGAGAGCAUCAAAUACUCCAGCCAUAAAGAUGUAUGAGAAGCUUGGUUAUAUAAUCUAUAGACGAGUGCUACGGUAUUAUUCAGGGGAAGAAGAUGGAUUAGAUAUGAGAAAAGCAUUAUCUCGGGAUGUUGAAAGGAAAUCAGUCAUACCCCUCAAAAGGCCAGUUACUCCUGAUGAAUUAGAGUAUGACUAAAUCUGAUUUCUUGGAAUUUCUGCCUAGUAAGUGUGAUGAUGAUGUGUUACCAUAUGCUUGUGACUUUUCUAGAUCUGUAAGCUAGGCACUACAAUUUGCUUUUGAAACCAUGUUAAUUGAAGUGUGCUUGUUAUGAAUUUGACUCUUCAGCAUAAACUAGUGUUAACUGGAUUCAUAGGAUUACUAUCUGUUGCCCUUGUUAUAUCUCUGAGAGAUAUAUUGCUUGAUGAACCACUUUUCGGAACCCCACUU